UCGUGCCUGUUGCUUCCGGCAGAGGCGCACCCUCCAUCCGGCUCGCCGCACACGUCUUUCUCAUCGGCUCCUGUUAUUAUCCAUUUUCUCCGAUAAUGGACGCGGGAUUCUUCCGCGGCACAAGUGCGGAGCAAGAUAACCGUUUCAGCAACAAGCACAAGAAACUGCUGAAGCAGCUGAAAUUUGCAGAAUGUCUGGACAAGAAGGUGGACAUGACCAAAGUGAACCUGGAAGUCAUCAAACCUUGGAUUACUCAACGAGUGACAGAGAUUCUGGGGUUCGAGGAUGACGUCGUCAUAGAGUUCAUAUUUAACCAGCUUGAAGAAAAGCACCCGGAUAGCAAGAUGAUGCAGAUCAACCUGACAGGCUUCCUGAAUGGGAAGAAUGCGCGGGAGUUCAUGAAGGACCUGUGGCCCCUGUUGUUGAGUGCCCAGGAGAACAUUGCUGGCAUCCCCUCUGCUUUUCUGGAACAGAAGAAAGAAGAAAUCAAACAGAGACAGAUUGAACAGGAGAAGCUAGCUUCUCUUAAGAAGGUGGAUGAGGAUAAGAAGGACAAGGACACCAGAGAGAGGGCUCAAUCAAAAAGCCCAAGGAGGCGGAAGACAAGGUCGCCAUCACCACGGCGAAGGUCGCCAGUGAAGCGUGAAAGGAAACGAAGCCCGUCGCGCUCCCCAAGGCGCAAACCCAGCCCAGUUGGUGGCAGUUCACCCCCUCCACCCCUGAUGCAGCUGCCCACGAAACCUUUGGAGCAGCUUGCAGAGCCAGAUACAUCAGGAAGAGCCAUGCUAGAACCAGUGGUCCAAGAAGCUUCUUCCACCUGUGACACAGUUGUGGAGGUAGUGAAAGCAGACUCCGUGAUGGAAGUCAAAGAACCCUCCCCAGAGAAAACUCAUAAGAAGGAGGAACGACCCAGGUCUCGAGAGAGGGAGAAGGACAACAGGAGGGAAAGGCCUCACCACCGCUCCCGUUCUCAUUCCCGUUCUCGCAGGCGACGCUCCCGUUCUAGAUCUUACUCCCCUCGUAGAAGGCAGAGUCCCAGGAGGAGAAUGUCUCCUCGUCGAAGGAGUCCCCCUCGACGUGGUCCCACGAGCUCCAGGCACAGACACAGGCGCUCCCCGCUCCGCAGGAGGCGCUCUCGCUCUGCUUCAUCCUCUGGCAGCAGCUCCUCAGGCUCUUGCUCCCCUAAAAAAGCAAUGAAAAGAAUAUCUAGCACACCACCUCGAAAACAGGCCCAUCAUCCAGACAACUCCAUUAGUCCCGCAGGGAAGGACAGGCGGUCACCGUCUCCCAGGGCUAGAAGAGGCCGGGGCUCAGCUUCCCCACCCAGAUCAUCUGGUUUAAAGCGAAAAUCAGGAGGAAGAGGGGAUUCUACGUCUGAUAAUGCCAAGCCCAGACAUUCUGAAGUGUCUGACUCAGAGGAGGAUAAAAAUGAGAAAGGGGCAACAGCAGAUUCGGUGCAGCAGCGACGUCAGUAUCGCAGGCAGAAUCGACAGUCGUCUUCAGACACAGGGUCUUCUUCCUCAGAAGAUGAGGGGCCAAAGAGGCCAACAGCAGGGCCAGGUGCCAGAAAUGGUGAAGUCAGGAGGAGACGAAGCCGUACGCCUUCCCCACGGAGGCGACACAGGGAUGCCUCUCCCAGGAAAAGACGUUCUCCAUCCCCCGGACGCAGACGUCGCUCCACUUCUCCCCCACGACGUCGCAGAUCUCCCUCUCCUCCUAGACGCAGGUCUCCUUCCCCACCUCUCCGUCGACGAUCUCCAUCCCCCAGACGGUAUUCUCCCCCGAUCCAGCGUCGCUACAGCCCCUCACCUUUGCCUCCUCAGAAAAGGAAAAUGUCUAGCUCUCCCGCAAAACGCUCUUCUCCAGGGGCCAAGCGACGUCCUUCCAGGUCCCCCAGGCGCAGAAGUUCUCCUGCUCCAAGGAGACGCACACCUCCAUCCUCCUCACCACCACCCAGGCACAGGAGGAGCCCCAUGUUGCCUUCUGGCUGGCAAAGCAGGGACACACGAUCCCCAGCUGGAGCAGCCAGCCGCCUGUCCCCAUCCCCUGUAAACCGCAGUCGCACUCUUAGGAGUCCCCCAAGUUCCCAGGGACGUUUUGAAACCUCCAGCACAUCUCCAUCUAACCAGCGGAGACAACAGUCCCCGUCACACAGUGGCAAACCCAUCCGAAGAGUGUCCCGUACCCCAGAGCCACGCAGCAACCAGAGACCCUCUCUGAGCCCCCAGCCUAUGAGGAGAGCAUCUUCCAGAUCAAGAUCUGUAUCCCCUCAACCAGCAGCUCAGAAACGCCCAGCCCCUGCAUCUGCCUCCCCCUCACCGCCUCGCUCUGCCAGUGGGUCCCCACCACCAGCCAAAAAGGCCAGCAGUGGUUCCAUCAGUCAGUCCCCAAGCAAGAACUCUGAUGUUGAAGGCAGUGGUAAGAAAAAGAAGAAAAAGAAGGAAAAGAAACAUAAGAAAGAGAAGAAACAUAAGAAGCACAAGAAGCAUAAGAAGGAGAAGAGUGGUGCUACUGGAAGUGGAGAUGGACAAGAAAACCAGGGUGUGGAGGAGGAUGGAGAUUCAAGAAAGGAAUCAGACAGUGAAGUAGAGGACAGCUUGGACGACCUAGAGAAGCACCUAAGAGAGAAGGCUCUGCGCUCCAUGAGGAAGGCCCAGAUGUCUCCAUCACAGAUGUCCUGAAAACAAGGGGCUUUCUCACUUUUGAAUUUUCCAGUCACUCUUGAUGUUUGUCAUCAACUUGGUUCAGCUUUAGAAUGUACAAAUUGUUAAUUCUUGAGUCUUUUGUUUUCUUUUUACUGGUUUGGUACAUUCUGAAGAGUGUUGCAUUAAGAGCUUGAUUUGUCAGUUAAUGUAUUAUCUAAACUGUAAAGCUUGUGUUGUCGAUCGUUUUAAAUUGUUGAGCAGGGAAACGGUUUAAGCUAAGAGUUUUGAGUUGGGCAGGUUUCAGAUAUUUUCCACAGCCUACACUAGAUUCCAUUGAGAAAUUAUUGCAUGUGCAGUGAUUGUCUCUGAUGUGCAUGAACCACUGACCUUAUGGAGUGUAGAGAUAAACCAACAUACAGUAACAUACUGUUACUUCUGCCUUUUUAUUAGUGGAACCAGUGGCACAGCUGUGUGCACUGUUAGAGGCUUUAUCAGAAUGUCUUGUCCCACAUUGUAACCUAAUAGAGGUGUUUGGCAUUCUUUAACCUGUUUUUUCUGACUUUGAAAUUAUCUUGUUUUAAGACACAGUCUGAUAUGAUACAGAGUAUGCUUUAAUUUUCCAAAUGAAUUGAUAUGCAAUUUUAUGUUGACACUCUUGCACCAAGCUAAUCUCUGUGGGACUUCUAUAUGAUUUGUAUUUAGUAACCCUGGCUCUUGUCAUCUGUUCAUCCUUUCAGAAUUAAAACCUUUUUAUAGGA
Xiphias gladius (swordfish) is the source of this 3403-nucleotide messenger RNA. It is a transcript of the gene srrm1, whose product is annotated as serine/arginine repetitive matrix 1. Gene Ontology annotation, cellular component: spliceosomal complex. The transcript is spliced from 17 exons. Bases 96 to 2681 code for a protein of 861 amino acids. Gene Ontology annotation, molecular function: RNA binding. Gene Ontology annotation, biological process: mRNA processing; regulation of mRNA splicing, via spliceosome. The record is from RefSeq and is a predicted model, not a curated record. NCBI's taxonomy places the organism in Eukaryota, Metazoa, Chordata, Actinopteri, Istiophoriformes, Xiphiidae.